AGCUUUGGGCGUUGUAUUUUGUUCUGAUUGGUCGUCAUGGUUCCCUACUCCGAUUUCACCACCGUUGCCAAUUACUCGGCAAACAAUAUCUGCGCUGCUGGAAGCUCUAAUCUGAGCUGCAACACGUUUCAUGAGGAAAAGAAGUCGGGCAACGGGGAACGCACGAUGCUCAAGCAUGAAUAUUGUUACGAUUAUGACGAGGAAUCUUCAACUGAUGCAUCGUCUUUAAGCCCUCCGUCUCUCACUGGUACUCCACGACGCCUUUCAAGUGUCCAGACUACCGCUUCCGACUCGGAUGCCGUGAGCGACGUUUCUCCAGUAUCCUGCAACAAGGUGCAGGCCUGUAGUCAAGAACACAAGAUUUCAUCAACUACUGCACGCCAUCAAGCUGUGGCUCCUGAGGUCCCCCAACGAUCUACUCCUGCUUUAAAGGAGCGUCUUGGGCGUGGUGUCCUCCCGAGAGCUUUUAGCAUCGUCAUCCAGCAUCUGGUCGGUAUUGGUUCUGGCAAGGAGCCGCUGACUCGGUUCCAUUGCGUUAAGCGCCCUGGUAUCGAAAUUGGCGAUUAUAUCAGACGAUUGGCGAAGCAUUUCGGUUGCAGCGAUGAAGUGUUUGUUCUCUGUCUGAUUUAUAUCGACAGAGCUAUCAAGCGUGACGAUACGUUUGCGGUGUCCGCUCUGAACGUACACAGGCUCGUUUUGACCGCUUUAACCAUAGCAGCUAAGUUCCAUGAUGACAUUUACUAUUCAAACGCUUUCUAUGCGAGGGUGGGAGGAGUGUCAGUAGCAGAGCUCAACACACUGGAGUUGACGCUUCUGAAAAUGAUUGAUUGGCGAUGUUUCGUAUCUACUGAGGAGUACCAAAUGUAUGAGCGAAGCAUCACCAUGACGCUACCUUGAUUGGCAUCAAGGACUGUAUUUUGGCGGCAUGAGUCUCUCCCACUUGUCGGCACUUCUGUGUGUGCUCGUGCCGAUGGGACUCAUGACCGCAUGCUUGUUUGAAUUGUUACAGUAUAUUACCAGCAAAUUCAUCAGCGACAGCAAGAAGGUGCUCUGGCCGCUGUAUCGCUAUCUUGGAUAUUUUCCCACAUUACCCAUCCUAGGCGAGGUUUUCGAUGAGAAGCAUGGAAGAGACGUAUCAUGUGAAUUUGAUCGAAGGGUUAUAGUCAUUCUUGCGCCUGUAAAGUUCCUCACUACGUUAUGAAUGGCUUCGCUCAAGAGAUCCUCUGUCGCUUCCUCUCGACUACUUCGAACCUGCGCUUAUGCGCCAAGCGUACAUUAUUAUACGUUGUGUGCUAAGCGCUCCUCUUAGUCUACAGCAGAUGGAGAGUGAUGAUAUCCGAGGUUUCAGCAUUCCCAUUCAGUAACUCUCCUGGUCGUGUCUGUAAUGUGCUGUUAUUUGAUGAUAAUUGAUCGAAUAUACUACGCUUUGUUUUACGUUCUCUUAGCCUCUCAAGGAUAGCCAAUGAUUGCUCAAUUUUCACCAUUAUACUUCUCGUUUACAUUACUAGCAAUCGAGGCGAUCCCUAUUGUCACUAUUCUAUGUGUUCCUUAAGUUCCUCCCUCCAUAGUAAACCUCCUCCAACGUCUUUUCUCUACUACUAUCGUACCAUGUCUGAGUUAGCACCCUAGUGCUAUUACUCGGUUCAUGGGUCUGUAUCCUCUUGGCGUGGUGAUUAUCAUUGGUUCGCGGAAGAAUUUUUGUCGUGGGUGACGUAUCUUCCAGCCCUUCUGUGGUGAGCCCGUUCCAUGCCCUGUAGUUCAUUAACACAUAUGAUCACUAUUGUCUGUGUGGCGUAUACAGUAAGCG
Messenger RNA from Perkinsus marinus ATCC 50983, 1807 nucleotides. RefSeq lists its product as hypothetical. Gene Ontology annotation, biological process: regulation of cyclin-dependent protein serine/threonine kinase activity. The transcript has 7 exons. NCBI's taxonomy places the organism in Eukaryota, Perkinsozoa, Perkinsida, Perkinsidae. Gene Ontology annotation, molecular function: protein kinase binding. The coding region runs from base 37 to 897 and encodes 286 amino acids. The record is from RefSeq and is a predicted model, not a curated record.